Molecule: messenger RNA, 2076 nt
Organism: Symbiodinium sp. CCMP2456
Lineage: Eukaryota; Dinophyceae; Suessiales; Symbiodiniaceae
Source: the annotation of a GenBank genome assembly
AUGGGCCGCUUCUGCUUGGCUGAUGUCACCAUUGUUGUGGAUGCUCGCAUUUCGGCAUCGGCGGCCUCGAUGAUUGCAGAGGAGAGUGCAGAUAUCUUGUUCACAGCGGUGCAUGACCAGGUCAUCCGUGACUUCCACCCAAUUGUCACGGACGUCCUCGUGCAUGUUGAUCCAGACGGCAGCCCGCAGUCGCACCGAUUGGAGACACACUCAGAGGUGGGCAACAUGGCCGACCAGACGAUGAUGAAUCCUGAGGAGCUCGAGGCGCAAAUCCGGGAAGCCCUUCUGCAGGAGGACGCUGACAAAGACCUUCCGCGCAUAUUGGAGGUGAAAGAACUCCAGACCUACUUCUACAUGGAAGAGGCCGUAGCGAUCUCGCAGAACAAGGGCCAACACCGAGGUGAGGAUGUGGUCGUGACACCCGGAAGCAACGGCAUCCUGAGGAUUGCCUUGCUUAUGGACGGCCACGGGGGCCAAGACAUCGUCCGGCAUGCCGCCUCCCUGCAAGAGGGCCUCCUCAAGCACUGCACAGACUUGCAGGUGUGGCCUGGCUGUGCUGAAGACGCGGUUGCAGCCUUCCAGGACCAGGCGCGGCAGCAGAACUGGCGCAGCGGCUCCACACUCGUGGCAGUAGUGUCAGAGGUGAAAACCUCUCGCGUCGCUUUUGCCUGGGCCGGAGAUUCCAUGGGAGUCUUGAUUCGUGGUGGGCACAUUGUGUACAGGACAACGAUGCACACCCUGGAGAAUGAUGAGGAAAUUCACCGUCUGCAGACACACCGCCCAGCAUACAGCUAUCGCCUCCGUGACGGCUAUUUGUGCAGCUCCACCCCCUAUGCUGGGUGUGUGAUGCCGACCAGGGGCUUGGGCGAUGUAGAGUUGGAAGGUGCUGGAUUUCUGGCAGUGCCGGAGACGUCAGACUUCAUGGACGUGACUGCAGAUGACAUUGUUCUUGUUGCUUCGGAUGGCGUGUGGGACGUCGUAGACACAGAGGAAGCCGUGGAGAUUCUGGCAGACGCGCAGCAUCCAAGCCGCGAAGACCAGGCAGCGACACUCGUCGCGACCGCGCUCAAAGGCUGGCGGACAAGGUACGGUCCCAAUGAAGCAGACGAUGUCAGCGUGCUGCUGUAUCAACCUGUGCAUGCCUCAGUGUUUGGAGUUGCUGAGAUGAACUUAAAGAAGACAUACUUGUAUCUGCCGCUGCUUGUCAUUGUCUUUACGAUACGGUACCAGCAGGAGACCAGCGCUGGUGGGGAUGGCAAGUUGACCUCCUAUGUCGAUGUUAAGGUAGACUUCCGCCUGCAGGGGGAGGACACCACAAUUCGCAGGGCGACGGCGGCAGGGCGUGCGGCUCGCGAACGUGUGCGCAGGGGCGGUGGAAAAAUUGUGAAGGGCGAGGAGUCGCCCAAAGCCUCGCCGAAGGCCGCACCCACCGUUCCGGAUAAGUCUUCGCCCAAGCAGUCGCCCAAGGCGGCUCCGGCAGCAGAGCCGACUCCCGCGAAGAAGAGCAAGGACAAGAAAGCAGCAAACGCUGAAGCCAAGUCCAAGGCUGGCCCGGAGCACAAUCCGCCAAAGCCAGGUCGCGCGGCCCCACGGCCGCCACCAACGCCAGAAGAGCGAGAAAAGGCCACGAAAAAGGCCAUUUCUCUUAUCAAGGCGGCCCUCGCGAAGAACCCCGAGGAGCAGCAGCGAGGUGCGCCUUACAUCAUAGACAACUGGCACCAAGACUGGAAGCCGAUCCUGGGGCCAUACCGGAAGUUUGUGGAAAGCUGCGGCUGCUUCCGCGUCGAGCAGGGUGCGAACUCAGCCAACUACACCAUCCAUGUGGUAGACGGUGCAGAUGAUGGCCCUCGGCCGUUCUGGAUCGUAAACCUCAACAAGGCAUGGCAAGCCUACAGCCUACUCAAGAAGGAGCAGGCCAGCGUCGAGGAGUUCCUGGCUGAAGCGAAGGCCGCAGCCAAGGAGCCAGUUCCGGGAGCUACUCCCGGAGCCCCCACAGGAAAGAAACGAAAGGACGAGGAGUCCUCUGCAAAGACAAAGUCGGCCAAGAAGGCAAAGACCAAAGCCAAGGAGGAGUAG